This is a messenger RNA of Paramuricea clavata, 2753 nucleotides long. NCBI's taxonomy places the organism in Eukaryota, Metazoa, Cnidaria, Anthozoa, Malacalcyonacea, Plexauridae. The record is from the annotation of a GenBank genome assembly.
AUGGCCUACCCACCCUUGGAUACAACCUCUGAUGAAUACACCAAUAUACCCACCUCGUUUACGAAGGUGAACACGAUAAUUAAUGGCUCGCUGUGUGAACGUAACAGUAUUCCAGCUAGAAUUACGUCACGAUACAGCCUAUCUGGAUGUCUAUCUUUCCCACGUUCUUUAACAAGUUUCAGAAAUAUUGCAAGUUACAGUAAUAUACGUAAACGAACUAGUAAUCCAUGCAACCUGGUGAAUGUCCCUGUAACUGCUAGUAAUCUGGAAAACCACCGAGAGUACUGCGCUGUUCCAUCUCUCUUUGUUACCAAUGCCUGCCACAUAGCAAACAAGGUGGACGUACUGUCUGCAGUGGUUGCGAUAAACAAUCCCUCUGUAAUUUUGGUUACAGAAUCCUUGUUAUCGUCUGAUAUUUCGGAUUCUAUUAUUAACAUAGGAAAUACUUACAAUUCAUAUCGACUCGAUAGACCUACGCCAGGUGGUGGUAUUUUGGCAUACAUUAAAUCUGACCUACCUGCUAAACGCCUUCCUGAACUAGAAGAGGAAGGAAAAGAAGCACUCUGGCUAUUAUUAAAACCACCCAGAACACCGAGAACUUGCAGUUUCGUCAUUGUAGUAGGCGUAUACCACCCUCCAGGUCAAAGUAAAGAGAAUGAACAUGAGAUGUUGGACUACCUAACUCAAAAGAUGGACAUACAUUGCUUUAGAUGAGCGCCCUUCUGCCCGCAUAUUAGUAACUGGGGACUUCAACAAGUUGGACUUGAAUCCUUUGUGUCGCCGUUUUAAUCUACGCAAACAGGUCAAGUCGCCCACGAGAGGUAAAAAUAUUUUGGACCAGAUACUUACCAAUAUGUCGGAUCUGUAUGACGAAGUUCUUCACAUUCCACCUAUCGGACGUUCCGAUCACCAAUGUUUGAUCUUACCACCAAAAACAAGCCAGAAGAUGCCCCCCGUUUCAAAGAAAUAUCGACAAAUGAAACCAGAGAGCUUAAACGUUCUGAGACUGAAAAUGAAUCUUGAAGACUGGGAGAAAGUAUAUUCCGAAUGGGAUAUCUUUAAAUCUAUCGUUAACCUGAGUAUCAGGCUCUAUUUUACAAAUAGAGCCUGACACAAAACUUAACCUGAUCGCUUUCCGCCCACAGCAAAGUUUAUAUUUAGUAUCCAAUCAAAAUGUCGCAGGAGAAAUUUAAAUUUCACACAACGACAACAACAAUCUAAUUAUAGCAUAGGCGCUCACUAAACGGCUGAAUUUAAAUUAAAACUGCAAUGAACUUAUAAAAUUAACAAAAAUAAUCACAAAUUAGCGAAAUAUAUUGCAAAUGUAGCUUAUAUUAAAUCGCCACCCGAUUGCUCUCUCCUCCGCAGAGGUUUCAGUGACUACAAUGAGCUUUACAUGGCGCUUGCCGUAUUUAUCAACAAACAGUGUCAGUGACGUAUAAUUAUAAAGUGUAUAUAUAUAUAUAUAUUAAGUAUACUUUAUAACUAUACGUCAGUCGAUAGUGCAAUCUGAUGGCGAUUUAAUAUAAGCUACAUUUGCAAUAUAUUUCGCUAAUUUGCGAUUAUUUUCUAAUUUUACUGCAGUUUUAAUUUAAAUUCAGCCGUUUAGUGGGCCGGCUAUAAUUGUAGUUGUGAUCGUUAUAAAAUAUAUCAACAACAAUAGUAUAAUCUAAUUAGCACCAGCCAAUCAAAUAACAGAUUUAAAAAUCGUUUGUCUAAUCGGCCAAUCAGCGCUCAGUCCAGAUUCUGGACUGAACAAACCAGGCAAAAUGCCACUUUUGUGUCAGGCCGUACUUUUCUCCCCUUCGCCCACGAUCAGGCGUGCCUGUGCCCUAAAAAGUACGGCCUGAUACUCAGGUUACUCUAUCGUUAUCUGUAUUCUUGAUGAAGCCAUACCCGGGAAAACAGUUCGCGCACACUGUACGGACAAACCGUGGAUGACCUCCAAUAUUAAAGCGUUGAUAAAAGCAAGACAGAGAGCAUUUACGAAAGAGGAGACACCGAAGUAUAAAAGUUUACACGCAAAAGUCACUAGGCUGAUAUCCAACGCUAAACCUACGUACUACAAAUCCAAGGCUGAAGGCAGCCAUCAAUCCAAUACCGCUAAAUGGUAUAAAACGAUUUACAAGCUAGCCGCAGCAACCGAAAACAAACAAUCUCUGACCUCGCCUGACCACGCUGACCUAAUGGAAAUGGCUGACAGACUAAAAAGAAGUUUUACUAAGCCUUGGCUAGGAAUUCAACCAGAUCUUCCCAGACUUCAAACGGUAGAGCAUUUGCUCAAGGACAGCCACCCACCUCUCCCAUCCAUUGGCCAUGUCAAAACCGUCCUAAAACAUCUAAAUCCUAGGAAAGCCACUGGGUCGGGUAAUAUCCCUGCAUGGUGUCUUAAACGGUACGCAGAAGAAUUAGCACAAGUGGUCUACGAUAUUGUGGUUGCAAGCAUAGUUCAAUGCAAAUAUUCCACCUCCUACAAGCAUGCAAUCAUCAGUCCCAUACCAAAGAUCCGUCCACCCACAGACCUAGAUAAUGACUUCCGCCAAGUUUCCGUGCUACCACAACUAGCAAAAGUUAUCGAGAAGCUACAGCUCCAACUCAAUAAAUUCAGUUUCAACAUAUAUCAAAACAAACCAGCACGCUUUCACGAGCGGUCACUCCACGGGCAGAGCCCUUACCUCCAUAUCUCAGAACUGGUUCGACCCAACGGACAACUCCUCAACCGGUUGACAAGGUGUCCACGCCCUAUUUGUUGA